This is a messenger RNA of Mercenaria mercenaria, 6571 nucleotides long. RefSeq names its product carbohydrate sulfotransferase 1-like. Gene Ontology annotation, biological process: N-acetylglucosamine metabolic process; sulfur compound metabolic process. The record is from RefSeq and is a predicted model, not a curated record. The transcript has 8 exons. Gene Ontology annotation, molecular function: N-acetylglucosamine 6-O-sulfotransferase activity. NCBI's taxonomy places the organism in Eukaryota, Metazoa, Mollusca, Bivalvia, Venerida, Veneridae. Bases 144 to 1334 code for a protein of 396 amino acids.
AACAGAUUAAGGAGAUCGGACAGUGAAAACUAUACUAAAUGGAUAUCUCUAAUCAUGAAUAAGGAGACAUACAUAUUUUAGUAAGGAAAAUCUGAGAUUAAACGAGGUUUUCAAGUGCCCCUACAUAAAUUCGCACGAAUAAGAUGUAUGGAUGUCGACACUUAAAAAGAAUAUUUAACAAAAGCAUGUGUACGCUCCUGAUAGCUGUGUUCAGUACAGCAAUCAUAUCUUUGCACCUACAAUAUGUAUCAAGCAAGGACCAGAAAUGUAAUACGGGUGAACCAGAAACAACGAUAACAAGUGUUAGAAUAAAAUACUACGAUGUUUUGAUCAGCGGCUACAUGAGAAGCGGUAGUACACUGAUGGGUACUAUUCUAGGUUGGAGAAAUGACUCGUUCUAUCUAUAUGAGCCAUUGUUGAAGAUCUUUGUAUGGACGUACUGGCAUGGAAACGACACUGUCUGUCGCUCUGAUCGUCUAGACUGCAGAAAGGUAGACCCUGGGAAGGCUGUUGAUGACAAAUUCCUUUCUAUCAAGCAAGAAAAUGUGUCCGCUGGUUCGCUCGUUAUGGUAAUGAAGAUAUUAAGAAACAUAUUUGAUUGUCAGUUUAACGAUUUUGAACGGACUGUUUUUCACCCCAUAACUGCUAAAAAUGGAGGUCCCAGCUGGAGUCAGACGCAUUCUUGCAUAAAAGACAAGAGGAGUUCUACAUUAUGUCUACAUAAGUAUAUUCCCCGAAAAUGUCAGAACGCUACACACCGUGUAACUAAAGUACUGAGGCUGUCAACCGAUCUGCUGGCAGAUAUACUCCUUGAACGUGAAAACCUUAAGGUCAUUCAUCUGUUCAGAGAUCCUAGGGCAAUCAUCAAUUCAAGAAUUGAGACGAGAUGGUUUCCAUUACAAACAGAAAAGCAAAUUAUUGAGCACGCCAAAUCUCUGUGCAAUAAAAUGCUAUAUGACUUCGAAGAGGGUCAAAAGUUACUAAAUCAUUUCCCUGAUAGAUUUAAGGUCGUUUACUAUGAAGAUUUAAGCGAAAAUACAUUCAAUAAAUCAAAAGAAUUAUUCAAAUAUUUGGGUAUGGAUUUAGAUGAACAUAAAUUUCCGACAGUGAGGCUCUUAACUGCAUUUAGCGAUUCGAAGAAUCGAACAGAACGUGAGAAAAAUACAGCAUUCUGGUGGAGAAAAUCUUUAAAUUGGGACAUUCUGCAGAAAAUAGAUAUUAUAUGUGAAGGUGUCUAUAGAGCACUUGGAUAUAAAUGUUUGAAAAACGUAGAAGAAUAUCAAAAUAUGUCACUUUCAACUGUUGAUAUACCAAAAGAGUACUUAAUUGCAUAGGUUUAAGAACAUUUAUCCUAAGUGAUAAUUAGUGUGUACAUUAUCCAUGAAAAUAAGAUUGCUACAAUAAAUAUUACUUUUUAUAUUAUCAUCAAUAUCAUUAAUACUGCCUUGCAUGGAGGUAGAUACAGUUUCAUAUUGACUGAAGGGCAACAUUUGUGGUAUAAUAUUUGCUUAAGAAAAGAAAAAUCAAUUCAUAACAUUUGAGGCGAUUAAUCAUUUUGUCUACUACAGUGCUUGGAUCUUAAAUACCAUAUGAUUUCAUUACUCUUUUUUACAAAUUUAACUAAUAAUAUCAUAAAAGAAAACUGAUAGCUUUAAUUGAUAACACAUUUGCAAGAAAAAACUUUAAUUAUCUGGCAUGUAAUGCAAGUAGGACAUUUUUUUUCAGUAACAGUAAAUUUAACAAAUACAUUCUAUUGAGUUUUGAUCAGGUUUGCGAAGCGCUAAGGUUUUUGUUACUACAUAACAUAUUUAUCAAGUUUUAAAUAUGGACAACCUAUAUUUUUCGGAAAUAGUGAAACACAUUUAUCGAAAACAAGUACAGCUUAAACAAGACUAAUACCUUCUAUUAAGAAGUGUCAGUUUGGACUUAAAUUUAACAAUUUUGAAUAGUGAUCUAAAACAAAAUAUAUAUGAUAAAAGAGACUAUUUCAUUUUUAAUAUUGUCAACAUUCCCUACCUUUACGGAGAUGUCCCUCAAGCGACAUCAUACGGUGUAUAUAUUCCGCAAAGUAUUCGUUUUGCAAGAGCUUGCUCAAAGUUAGAGCAUUUUACUGAUAGGAAUCGUGAUAUCACCAACAAAUAUUUCAACAGUGUUAAAUAAAAUGAAUCAAAGUUUUAAGAGACGGCCACAAUAAUAUCAGACUAAUCACCUAAGCCAUCUCUAUAUGCUGAAAGAGAAAGGCUACAAGUCAUGUAUAUGCAGAAAGUAAGAUGCAAAAUACAAUUUUUAUGGAAGUGUCUAGCUGUCCAGUAACCGGACAUGUAUCAUGCGUCUGGCCAUCAGGUAGCCACACGUAAAGCCUAUCCGCUUACGAUUUUUAGACGUACUGUAAUCAAUUUGUUAUUGAUAGUGUAAUGAAAGAUUUGAUUAUCAUCUUAUGUCUGCCUAACAUAGCAACAUUUACCUGAACAUAAAGACAAGGCUUUAUUUGGACCAAAAUGUCGAUAUAGUUUGUUCUUUCAAUAACAGUUAAAGCGGAGGUGUGACUAAUUUUAUAAUGGCGAAAGGAUUUGAAUGUAUAAAAUAAUAUCUGACAUGUUUCAUGAAGGAAUUGCUUUAGCAUACUGGCAUUACAUUUAUAAAUUUAUAAAUGGUACACUUAAUAUCUACUACAAAACAAUUGCUGUCUCGGUACAACAACACAACUGAAAUAUCUUUAACCUUUACCCUGCUAAAUUUCUAAAGUGAACUGUUCCAUCAUUUCAUUUGGGCAGUACCACUUAUUAUUCAAAGGAGUGUUAUAUGAAAAUUUACUGACUGAAUAGCGAACAGUACAGAACAUGAUCAGCCUGCACAUCCAUCUUUGUCUGCACUGGUCGAAAAGGCAGAAUCACUUACCGCCAGCAGGCUAAAAGUUAAAGAAUGACAGUAACAUUCUUCGCAGCAGCGUUUAUAACACAAACAUUGAUUACAUUAAAGAAAGCAACGUAAUGCCUAAAUAAUAGUAAAACAUUUUUCAGUCUUAAAUAAGUUAUGUACUGGACAGCUAAAACACCACCCAUACAGAGCAGGCUACGUUCGGUUACCUGACGGCUAGACACUUCCAAUUUCUAUUUACAGUCAUUUGCUAUCAUUUCAAUAUUAGCUAUGAAAAGCUAUAUGAAUAAUUAGUGGCCAACUCAAACGAAUAUUUAAAAAACAUAGGAACAGGAAAGAUAUACAUUCUAAAAUACCUAUAUUUCCUAUAUUUUUCUUACGAUUUCUUGACUCUGUUUCUGAAAUGUCUUCAAAUGCAGCUAUAAGCAAGAUGAGGAGCAUAAUUGUCAUAGGAUCAGGUCACCAGAAUUUGAUUUUUUUUCUAUUUUUCCUCGCUACGCACAUGUUCACUUCUGUUUAUUUGUUAAAGGUUAUUUCGUAUGGUAUACCUUUUUAGUUGGCCUUCGCUAAAUGCUUAAAGUGCAUGAGGCAGAACAGCCGAGUCUGCAAGCGUCGGAUUUAUGGGUUUGUAAAGAUAACGAUUCAACAUUAAGUUUUACUUAGUUAUUUUGCUAUACUACAGUCCAAACUUAUUAGAGUUGUUAUUUUCCUUUAUUAUGUAUUAUUCCAUUUAUAAGCAAAAUUCCUUAAGCAACCAUAAAAAUGCAAACACACCGUUAUUUUCGUAUGUUUUCGCGUCUCUUACGGAAAUGAACGAAAACAAAGGUGCUCAUUGAGGCGCCAAGGAUUGUCUUCAAACUGACAUGCAGUAAUGACAUAAGUACGGGAGAGACUUUUUUCAAGAGAGAUUUUACCUGUCACAAAACUUCAAAAGCACAUAAAGUGCGGUAAUGGGAUCUAAAUAACACUUUCCAUUUUAUUCCUACCAAAAUGUCAAAACUACAUCCACAGUAUAUUUUAAACGAAAGCUAGCGUUAACGUAAACUACGCUAAAUGAGUGUUCUUUAACCUGUCUGCCAUUACGCAAUCAUCCGUGUUAGAACUUAUUCAAAAUGCACAAUAAUUCUUUUCUACAGUUUUGAUAAAAUAUAUGAGAGUGACAUAACAGUCGCGUUGUUAAGCUUUUUUUUUAAAUUUAAUUUCAAACAUCUCUUUAAACUUUAUGACUGAACAAGUUCUGAACGAUAUAUUUGCCACUAAACGUUUUAAUUUUUUGGUUAACAAUCUGAAGUGUUUCCAGAAUUUCAAAUCUCGCGCUCAGUAUAAUAUUCUUAGACAAGUAAAAUAUUCAUCAUAAACGUCUCAUCUCUUCAUAUUAAAAUAAAUAUAAUGUACAUCGGUUUUUAAUUCAGCAGUCCUGUAUCAAAGUAUGAAAAUAGAAAACUAACUGUAAAUCUGGAUUUAAAAUUAUCCAAAUCUCAUAGAUUAUCCUAACUGAAAUAUAAUAAAACAUAUCAAUAUAAUUUACAUUAUUUCAUAUUAGAGUUGCCGAAUAUUUGAAAAUAAUUAUGUAACAGUGUAUACAUGUCUCAUCUGUGGUAAAUGAAAGAAAUGGUACUAGCUUAUUGUUUGAUUGAAUGUUUGAAGAUCGAACAUACAGACAUACUCGAUUUCAUUCCUAACAAAUGACCACUUUGUUUUCAGAAUGAUUGGUUUUGCACGAGAGCAUGUCUGUUCGUGCACAUGAACAGGCCUGGCUAGAGUAACAGAAAAACGGUAGACAUGCAAAGAUAGACCUUCCCGCGAGAUGUUUAUCGUUCUCACAGUUUUUUUUUUUCAAAAUAUAUAGACCCUAGGCAAACCGGCUUUAAUAUUCCUUAAUUAAUAUUCCUUAAAUGCACAGUAUUUACGUGACAAUAAAAUUCUACAAAUGACAUCUGUUAUUUAUGAAUACGGAAUAAAAUAUUGAAAGGAGGCUCCAUUAAAAAGCAGAAUUAUCAGUUCAUCAAGGAUAUCUUUCAAGCUGAAGUUGCCACAUUAUGAAACUUAAAUUAGGAAUUUUCGUUUCUAUAAACUAUUUAAAAAUGUCAUAUAUAGAAAAAAGAUGGUCGCGCCGGGAAUCGAACCCUGACCGCCGCGGCAAUAAAGAAGUUUUUCGCUGUCGUUACCAAUAACGCAAUGAAGGGUUUAGUGUUUAAUGCGCGUGUAAUAUACAAAUUUCAUCGUAAAAAAUAGUUAAAACAUCCAAUUCUCAUGUGUUUCCGCAACAUUAUAGUCUGUCAGUAUACGUAGCAUAUACACCAUUCAUUUCCAUAUAUCUAAAAAAAUAUUAUAUAUUUUUUUUUGUUCUGGUCGGACGAUCUGGAGGCCAGUGCCAUUUUUAAGUAUUCGUUUAAAAAUUGCGUUAUUUUUAAAUUUUAUGUUAGCCCUUAGAUUGCAUAUAGUUACAUUAAAAAUAAAAUAAUUUAAUUGUGUCAAAUGUUUAAUCACCCUUUAAAUUUCAUUGUAUAUUACAAUAUUGUCUGGGGAUAAGAAAUAUCCGGUCAGUGUUGUUUCAAGCCGGGUCAUAAAAAUUUGUUACCCCACUUACUACAAGUGAUAGGUACUUUUAUGGUUUUAUGGUUUUUGCGUUGUAAUAUACAUAUCACUUUCCUUCUUCUGUCUUUAUAUCGUCUUUUUUCUUUCUCUCAGGGAUUUAGUUUGUAUGAUUUUUACACUCAUGUCAUAAAUAUUAUGACAGACGGAGGAAUCAGUACAAACUAUUACCCAGCCUUAGAAUUAACAGUAAUAAGUUGUCGUAAUAGACAUGUUAAUAGAGUUGCAUAUACUGAGUGAAUAUCGAACAGUAAAGGUCUGGCCCAAAUUUCACGAAAAAACUUAAGGUAUCAUUAUUUUUACUGGGGUAGGGGAAGCGCAAUGGUAAAUAGAUCGAAAUCUUAAACGGUGACACCACCCCCAACCCCACCCCCCCCCACCCCCAAUUUUCUCCUUUUUCAUUUUUGGAAUCGAUAGUGAAUGGAAUUAUGUACGCUUUUUCAAAAUUGUUCAAAAACUAUCGGGCAGUUUCAAUAAAUACAGGCGUCUUUACGCAAAAUUUUGGAUGAAACUCGACGUCAGUUUUACGUGUUUUGCAUUCAAAAUCGUUUGCCUCCAAUGUGACGUCUAAUUAAACUUGACAAAUUAUAUAUCAUUGGAGAGAUAAUUUUAACACAACCAAUUUUUGCCGUAUAUUUUUGUUGUAUAUAGAAACGCUACUUAGAAAUCCUGUUAAGUACAUCAUUUUGCGCCCUGCUGAAAAAAAGACGUUUGUGGUCAUAUUUGAAGAUUUUACAGCUGCAAAAUGAAAAAAAUUAAAGAGAAUUGAAAAUAAUACCAGUCAGUAAGAAAUAUCGUCAACUUUAAUUUGUAAAAAUGUCGUAAUGGUCCGUUGAAAAUCGAUCGGUGGCGCAUAUUUAAAAUAACAGACUAAGCUGAGUAAUUACUUAUUUUUUGUACAUGUAUGGUCCUGAAAGUAAAUGUUUGUUUUAGAUGUAUAAUAUAUAACGCUUUUUAAAUAUGUUAGAUACCGUAUUCAUAUUACUAAAUAUUACUUUUAUUUGAAAAUAAAUAAAGUAUUAUAUACAUAUUCGACUUGUUCCGCAUUUCUCUUUAAUAUUAAUUUAAACUUCAUUCAAGUACAUCGUUUAGUAAACCG